CAAGUUGCAUCCACUUUUAAAAUCCCAACUCUCUCCAUCUUUCCCUCUCUCUCUCUUCACCCCCUCUCAGAACAAGAAUAUGUACCCAUCUUCUACCUCUUCAUCAUCGCAAGGCUCAAUGGGCCCCAGCGGCAGUGGUGGCACCGGCAGCAGCGGCCUCAUGCGUUACGGCUCAGCCCCUGGCUCUCUGUUAACUGCGGCAGUCGACUCAGUCGUUGGUCGCGGUCGUGAAUUUUCCCGAUUCUUCUCGUCUGAUCCUUCUGAAUCCAUUUCUAAGGAUGGGAGUAAUAAUGGUGGGGGAGCAAACAAUCCUAGAGAACAACAAAAUAAGACUGCUGGGUUGCAAAGGUCUUAUGGGUUUAAUGAGAUAGCCACUGGUGGUGGAAGUGGAGGCGGCGGCGGCGGCGGUGUCGCGUCGUCUUCUCGUUCAACUUUGAUUCGUCAUAGUAGCUCACCAGCUGGUUUUCUUAAUCAACUUGCAACUGCUGCUGGAGAUAAUGGUUUUUCAAUUACAAGGGGGAUAAGAAGCUAUGAUCCUAAAGAGGUAUCAGACAACGGUCGAGGUAUAACAAGAUUGAACUCUCAACUCAGCUUUACAAGGCCGGAAACUCUUUCUCGGAUUUCUGAAGAAAACGAGAAUGUUGUUGAUGUCAUUAAUAUGAAUAACGGCCAAAGAAAAUCUACUCAUUCUUAUACAAACGCCGGUUUUGGUAUGGGAACCUGGGACGACGACAAUGCUAUAAUGUUCUCUGCACCACCAACUAAGAGAGCUAAGAACAUCAGCAGCGAGGUUGUCAAUGAUCUAAACACCAUUGAAUCUCAGUUUCACUUUAGCAUAUCGGAGACAGCACUAGAGAUGGCUGCAAUGGAUAAGUUACUACACAUACCUGAAGAUUCAGUUCCAUGCAAAAUUCGAGCAAAACGUGGUUGUGCAACACAUCCUCGCAGCAUAGCAGAAAGGGAGAGAAGGACGCGAAUUAGCGGAAAGUUAAAGAAGUUACAGGAUCUUGUUCCCAACAUGGACAAGCAAACUAGCUAUGCUGAUAUGCUGGAUUUGGCAGUUCAACACAUAAAAACCCUUCAAAACCAGGUUCAGAAACUAAACGAAGAAGUUGAGAACUGCACUUGCGGAUGCAAAACGACGUGGGAUUCCUAACAUAAAAAUCAAAAAUUGUAUUGAAGCAAGUAGCAACUUAUAGUACAGCUUCGUUCACAAGACAUUUUAAAGUUUUUUCCAUAGGGACCUCUCAGGACAUCAUGUAAGAAGAGAGUAGCCCGGAUUUGUAUAUGAAGAAGCAACUCAUCUAUAGUUCAGCUGAAAGCAUGUGUAGUUGCUACUAAAUUUUGAAAGAUGGUAUGUAAAUCAUUGCAUAUUUUUGCUUUUUGGGAUCUUAAAUAUUGACCAGUUGUUUGGUUUGGAUUGCUCA
Olea europaea var. sylvestris is the source of this 1427-nucleotide messenger RNA. RefSeq names its product transcription factor bHLH128-like. Bases 80 to 1156 code for a protein of 358 amino acids. Gene Ontology annotation, molecular function: DNA-binding transcription factor activity, RNA polymerase II-specific; RNA polymerase II cis-regulatory region sequence-specific DNA binding; protein dimerization activity. Gene Ontology annotation, biological process: regulation of transcription by RNA polymerase II. The record is from RefSeq and is a predicted model, not a curated record. Lineage: Eukaryota; Viridiplantae; Streptophyta; Magnoliopsida; Lamiales; Oleaceae. The transcript has 6 exons. Gene Ontology annotation, cellular component: nucleus.